AUGAUGAAGUUUAUGUCCAGUUUACUGUCAAGAUUAUUGCAUGCAUACACCAAUUCAAAAACCAAUAGUAAUUCGUCCGAAGAGGCGCCCAUUAACUCUAUACCACGUGAGGUGUUUACGGAGAUAUUAGCGAAAGUUGCAUCUGCAUCUUUGGUCGAUCACUUCAACGCAAACCAAAGUUGUAAACUUUUCCAUGAGGCUGGAAGCGAUAAUCUCAUCUUUCAACAUGCUUCUGUCGAACAACUACCAAUAAUCCAAUGGUACCCGAAGCCCGAGGUUGCUACAUUCUUGAAACAAUGUGAAGAAGCGCAGAACCCAGAAGUUCUGUAUAGGAAAGGAAUGGUGGAAUUCUUCCAUAACAAUGAAACUGAAUUAGGGAAAGAGUUAUUGCAGAAAUCAGCAAAUCUCGGGCACGUAGUUGCUGCGUAUGUUCUUGGUAUCAUAUUAAUUGAUGCUGGUGAUGAUGAAGAUGAUGUUCUCAGGGGGAAACAAUUACUGACACAAAAAAGCAGGUGCACGGGAAAGAGAUCAAGAAAUGGAGAGAUUGAAGAGUGUCGAAAGAAAGCAAAGAAGAGCAUUGGUGGAAUGUGGGUAAAUAACUCGUUAAGUGGUGCAAAGAAAUAUAGCUGCAAUAAUAUAGAGUACACAGCCAGAAAUCAAACUGACGAAGCGGAAAAUCAAGUGCUUGAAUGCGAAACAUGUAAUUGCAACAAAGAACUAGCUUAUUUUUAUGAUAUGUUGGGUAUCAUGAACAACUAG
Papaver somniferum (opium poppy) is the source of this 759-nucleotide messenger RNA. RefSeq names its product F-box protein At1g67340-like. The coding region runs from base 1 to 759 and encodes 252 amino acids. NCBI's taxonomy places the organism in Eukaryota, Viridiplantae, Streptophyta, Magnoliopsida, Ranunculales, Papaveraceae. The transcript has 2 exons. The record is from RefSeq and is a predicted model, not a curated record.